Plectropomus leopardus (leopard coralgrouper) is the source of this 1960-nucleotide messenger RNA. It is a transcript of the gene lancl1, whose product is annotated as LanC antibiotic synthetase component C-like 1 (bacterial). Gene Ontology annotation, biological process: carbohydrate metabolic process; peptide modification. Gene Ontology annotation, cellular component: plasma membrane. Lineage: Eukaryota; Metazoa; Chordata; Actinopteri; Perciformes; Serranidae. The record is from RefSeq and is a predicted model, not a curated record.
CCGCAGCAGCAGGUGGCAGUCGCGCCUUAAUUAAGCCGCAGUAUAAUCUGAAGACGAAGACGAUUUAAUAACAUCAACAGAGCUGCACCAACAAAGAUAUUUAGCAGUGCAGCAGUGAUAAAGAAGCUGUGGAAAUGGAUACGAGAGCCUUGAGGAAUCCGUACCAUGACUAUGAUGGGAACCCUGCGUCCACACAGGGGCUGUUUGACUUCCAGGGAAAGCUCACGUCAGAGUUUGCACAGCGGCUGAGCAGCAAGGCCAGCGAGCUUUUAGCUGUCAUGGAAAAUGGGCUGAAGUCUGCUGACCAAAGCGACUGCACCAGUUACACCGGCUGGGCAGGCAUCGCUCUGCUUUACCUGCACCUCCACAACGUGUUCAAGGACCCCUCCUUGCUUCAGAAAGCUCUGGACUAUGUUAGCCGCAGUCUAAAGUGUUUGACCCGACGUCGUGACGUCACCUUUCUGUGUGGGGACGCAGGGCCCCUGGCCAUAGCUGCUGUGGUCUUCCAUCGCCUGCAGAGGGCGCAGGAGACUGAUGAAUGCAUCAACAGACUGCUGCAGUAUUACCAGCGUGUGGUGAAAGGUGAUGGCGGGCUGCCUGAUGAGCUGCUUUAUGGCCGGAUGGGUUACCUGUACUCCCUCGUCUUCAUCAACCAGCAGCUCGGGCAGGACAAGAUCCCGCUGCAGUAUAUCCAGCAGAUCAGUGAGGCCGUGCUGAUGUCAGGUAACAACCUCAGCAGGAAGUUCAGGGUCCAGAACCACAGCCCUCUGAUGUACGAGUGGUAUCAGGAGCAGUACGUCGGUGCCGCCCACGGCCUGGCUGGCAUCUACUACUUCCUCAUGCAGCCCGGCUUUGUCAGUGUGGAGAACAUCCACAGCCUGGUGAAGCCCAGCGUCGACCACGUCUGCCGUCUCAAGUUCCCCACAGGAAACUACCCUCCCUGCAUCGGGGAUGAUCGGGACCUGCUGGUGCACUGGUGCCACGGCUCCCCGGGUGUCGUCUACAUGCUCCUGCAGGCGUACAAGGCCUUCGGAGUACCCCAGUACCUGGAGGACGCCCUGCAGUGUGGAGAGGUGGUGUGGCACUACGGUUUGCUGAAGAAGGGCUAUGGGCUGUGUCACGGUGCGGCGGGGAACGCGUACACCUUCCUGGCCCUCUACCGGCAAACACAGGACCCCAAGCACCUUUACAGAGCCUGCAUGUUUGCUGACUGGUGCAUGAACUACGGCAAACAUGGAUGCAGAACACCAGACACUCCCUACUCACUUUUUGAAGGCAUGGCCGGCACCAUCUACUUCCUGGCCGACCUUCUGGAGCCAAUGAGAGCGAGGUUCCCAGCCUUUGAGGUGUAGAAGUUUCUCCACAGGUAGUCCUCACCACCAACACUUUGGGAAGAUAUAACAAGGAGGAUGCCUCUGCUCUCUGUCACACACUCACGCAUGGAAACACAACACAUUCAAAGCAACACGACACCACGCCACGUUUUUCCUGCUCUUCUCUUCUGGGAACUUUACAUGUCAUUAACAGGGAUACAGCUGAUACAUUGCAACUACAUAAUUGUCUCAAAGACAUGUCAGAGCUGAAAGCUUGAGUCGCUUUUUGAUUUUGGUGUAUUAAUUAAAUUCUUGCAUGGCUGUUGCUCAGAUUGUGACGUCUUUGAAGGUUUCAGUCUCUGGCUGUCAAAACAUAAAAUUGUGGCAAAACUAAAUGAUAUUUUGGAAAGACUUAACAACUGCUUAUUCUAUUAUUCUCUGAGAUUGAUAUGUAAAAACUAGGGAAAUGGAUGCUUUUAGUUCGCUAUUCUGUUUUCUUUCUCAGAGCCAACGGCAAAUCUGGGAACAAUGCACUAAAUAUAAUACAGUACAAGCUGUGCCAUGUGUUAAGGGAUUAACCCCGGAGUGUAAACUGUUGCCUGUCCUUUGCACUGUCUGAGCAAUAAACCAUGUGUCUUUGUACAGCU